CUGGCUCUAGUCACACUGUUUCAUCAGACGUUCUGUUAUGACUGUCAACGGAAACCGUAAAUCCACGACUAGCUGUAGCGAACAAAAUCCUAAGACGUGCGCAUACUUGAGACGUUCUGAGGGGCGGGCGGCAACAUCACAUCGAAACCAUCACACCGGAAAACGCUCCAAUCUCUAGCUUUUGCUCUCAAGUUUGUUCCGCUAAACGACGGCCCUUCGAAUCUGGAGUUUACCAGAGUCGUCAUUGAGUGGGCCAUCUAUGAAGCAUGGAGCAAGUGGACCACACUACAGACACCUCAGGAGAUGGACCCACCAGGAGACCGCUGCCUGCGUUGAAGGCUCCGUCCACCUGGACGUCCGAGUCCCUGCAGGAGGUGAAGAAGACGCUGCAGCAGGACAAGGGCGCGGUCGUCAAGGUCUACCGCGGCAACAUCAUGACGGUCCACGUGCCCACGCUGGACGAGUACAAGCGGGUGUGCUGGGAGUUCGCCACGGACAACUACGACAUCGGCUUCGGCAUCUACUUUGACUGGUCACCCGUCACCAGCCAGGACAUCACGGUCCACAUCAGCGAGUCGAGCGAUGACGAGGAUGAGGAAGAGGAGCACGAAGUUCCUACGAAUGUUGCCGAUGUCGAGAGAGGACGUAAAAUGUCGGCCAGCAACACAAACACAAACUUGGGAGAGAUCCUUCCCAUGUACCGGCAGGACAGCCACCUGGCCGUUCAGGGGGGCAGUCACGAGUUCCCAGGGGAGGGCACAUAUCUUAUCAAGUUUGACAACUCCUAUUCCCUCUGGCGAAACAAGACUUUGUAUUACAGAGUGUAUUACAGUAACUGAAGAAGACACAUGCGCGUGCUGCAGCAGGACCCACGAUAUACCUUGACAUGAUUAUUAUGAAUUGUUUGCUGUUUCCAGGCCAUUCUGAAUAAGCACAGUUAAUCAUGUGUCACACCUCUUCUUAUUAUGACCAAGUGCCUCUACAAAGCAGACUUGUACGAAAUUCCGAAUUGAAUGAAUUGAAAUUAACAGUAAUGCCAUAAUAUGAACACUAGGUGGUGGUGUUCUAUGUACUCUCAACAGGUGGUGUAGAUUAAAUUCAAAGAAAUUCAAGGUAAUGACACCACCUAGUGUUCGUAUUAUGGCAUUACUUUGAAUUUCAAUUCAUUCAAUUCGGAAUUUCGUACAAGCCUGCUACAAAGACAAUUUUAGCCAGUUUCACUACAGGUCAGUUCACGUGUUGUGUUCUAAUGUCCAAUAAUGUUCACUUCAGUUUUCAAUAUCCUAUAAUGUAUAUCUCGUCUGUGUUGUGUUUUUAUAUUUAUUUCAACUUUUUAUUUUGAUAUUACAAAGAUGUAAUGAAUCAUUUGUCACUUCCACUGCAGCUUUUCAUUCAAAAAAUGUCAUCGCGCCAUCCAUUAAUGUGAGUGGGCAGACCAAGCACCAAGCCACUGGGUUCAUUCGUGAUGAAGCAGUCAUGCUUUUGCUAGGCAGCACACAUGUAGCCAGGCCAUUCCCUCCUAGUGACGCAACACCUUCAGCAUUUGCUUCUAGUCAGGCCAAGAGCAAUGUAAAUAUCGGUUCUGAUCUCCAGAAAAAUUGUGAAUCCCACCCACUUUGUCAGAGACCAGUCAACCAGUAGCAAACCUAGGGAGGCAGGUCAACCAUGCCAUUUGGGAAAUGUAAAUUGUUAUGCUCUCGGUCAGACCAAGUCUCGAAGAGAUUUGAAAGUUGAUGAUAAUCAGGCUAGCACGCAUUGCCAGUUUGAUGCAUUCUGGUAAAAACCAGAACUGGCAAACUGGCAAAGUAUGCAUGCUCGCUGCCUAGCAAAAGCCUUCAUAAUGAACGACCCCAUUGAAUAGCGAAUAGAGUGUCACGCCCCCUCCAUGGGGACCAAAGAUUGAACAACAAGAAUGGGACUCAAGGGAGAGACCUUUUUUGGACUCCCGUCCUUUGUGGGUUAUUUUUUUUUUUUAGCUCUGGUCCCUUGGAGAGGUGUAACAGCAGCCACAUUAGUGACAGAGCAAAACUAAGCCUAUUUUAUAUGUGUUGAGAACUCUGCUCAGUGGCAGCGAUCUCUUAAAUACCUGUGUGGACAUCACAGCUGCUGCUGCAGAUCGUCCUUAUCAAGAACACAGCUUUAAAAGCUCUGCGUUUCUACUCUGGGAUGCAUUUCUCGGAACCAUAGUUGCAAACUACGUUAGCUACUUUGUUGUUUGCAAUGCCAUUUCCCAUUGCCCACAAACCAAGUUAACACCUACGCUUUCGAGAAAUGCACCACUAGUUGGUGUAGCUGGGAAGGGUUAUGGCUGAGAGGGACUGUUACGGGUGGACUUGGCCGUCUGUGAGUGGUUAAUCUGGGCCACAGUAGCAGCCUACUGGCCCCCAGUCACUUAAAGCAGUGUUUCCCAACCUUUUUUGUCUCGCGUACCCCCUAAGCCUCUUAGUUGUGCCACGAGUACCCCCUAAUUCAUGUUCUAUAUUGCUUUCUCUGUCCCAAUGUAACUAAGCUCCAUAUAUUUGUUAAAGUUUCAUUUUUCUAAGUACCCCUGCAGUGUGCUCGCGUACCCCUAGUGGUACAUGUACCCCUGGUUGGGAAACACUGACUUAAAGGCUAGUGGCAACCUGCCAAAAAAGGGCUUCAGUUACUGAAACACCCCUUGUGGAGGUUUCAAUUCAUAAAAUGCACAGAAAAUCAUAUUCCACCAUGGCAUGUACAUCUAUUUCACAUUGCAAUGUGUUACAUGUACUCUUCAAUGUUUGUGUUUCAAGUAUAUUUGGUUCUCUAUAUGAUUUUUAGAAUCCAAGAUAAAGGCCUUUUAAAUGUCCGGUUUUGGCCCACGUUGGACUCGGAACUUUGUGCACAGGCUGGGAAACCAGAACUGCACAGAUAAUAUUAUAUUCGAUUUUAUUUUCCAGUGCAAUGUUUUACUAUGGUUUUUAAAUUAUUGAAUUAUGUCGAACACAAACUGAAGACGACAUGCCAUGUAAAUGGAAAAUGCAAUGGGCAAUUCUAAUUUUGUGUGUUUCAUGAAUGUCAUAACUAAAACUCCCUGCUUUCUUUUCCCACAAGUGCAUGUUAUGUGAUUUUGUUUGUUGCAAAGAAUAAUAAAAGUUUAUUUUGAA
Engraulis encrasicolus (European anchovy) is the source of this 3125-nucleotide messenger RNA. RefSeq names its product transmembrane p24 trafficking protein 8 (gene tmed8). Bases 267 to 839 code for a protein of 190 amino acids. Gene Ontology annotation, cellular component: Golgi membrane. The record is from RefSeq and is a predicted model, not a curated record. The transcript is spliced from 4 exons. Lineage: Eukaryota; Metazoa; Chordata; Actinopteri; Clupeiformes; Engraulidae.